ACUUUUAAGAAGAUUUUAAAAAAGGUUAUUAUUAUAAAUAGCAAAAUUCUUAAUUAUUUUCUCAACAAAAUGUACAAAUCAAUCAUAUUUUCAAUAACUGAAACAGUGUGAGAAGGUUAUGGAACGAUCUAUUUCACCAGUCUUCCGUCAAGUACUAGCCUAGGCUUAUCCUUCCCCUCGCCGCGCGCUUCUCACCGUCGCCUACUGGAGUACGUUCCAAAAUCUAACUGAUUACCAUGGUCCGUUCCGAAAUACUAAUAUGACUAAUAUGAAUGGUUAAUCAAUGGUAACCGUUCCAAAACGCGCAGCUAAUUAACCACGAAGGUAAUUUACUUACCUCACAAAAUUAUGAGGUUGAGAAGGUUAUAUACCAUUACCAAAACGCGGGAGAGUAUGAAACCACGGUUGAUACCUUGGUUAACCAAGAUUGCUUUCGGAACGUACCCUUGUCGGGACGCGGUAGGCAGUCUUACGACUAUGUUCUGUGAUGAGCGCAACCGCCACGUCUUAUGGUCUUAUCUACCCAUCAACAACUACACCGCUGCUACGAGUGUGUCUGCAUAAAACGCUUUGUGGGAAGACGUAUUUUUUCAAAAGGAAUCCGACUUAUUCGGCCGCUAAUUUGUUCUGAUUAUCACGAUAUUUUCACAUUGCAGAAAAAUGGCGAAUGAUCGAUUAGAUAUAGUGAUAUUUGGUGCUACUGGAUAUACUGGAAAAUACGUGGUAAAAAAUGCAACCCAAAUAUGCAAGGAUCAAAACUUGAAAUUUGGUAUUGCUGGUCGUAGGAAAGAAGCUUUGGAAGCAGUCAUUAAGGAAUUUGCCUCAGAUAUUGAGGACGUACAUAUUAUCCUAGCUGACACAAAAGAUGAAGAGUCUUUAAUAAAAAUGACAGAACGAGCAAAAGUACUUAUUAGCUGUUGUGGUCCAUAUAGAUUUUAUGGAGAACCAGUCGUUAAAGCAUGUAUUGCUACGCGCACUCAUUACGUUGAUGUGUCUAGUGAAGUACAGUUUAUGGAGCAGAUGCAAUUAAAAUAUAAUGAAGCAGCGAAAGAAGCUGGCGUUUAUAUAGUGAGCGCUUGCGGGUUUGACUGCAUUCCUUGCGAUUUGGGAAUUAUUUUCACCCAACAAAAAUUUGAAGGAGAAGUCAAUGCUGUUGAAGUUUAUAUGAAGAUGUGGUCAACCAACACUGAGCAGACAGGUUCAUAUGGAACUUAUGCAACUUGGGAGUCGGCGGUACAUAGUAUGGGUCAUAAAAACGAAUUACGGGAACUGCGCAGAAAAUUAUAUUCUAAUUCCAAGUUGCCCGAACUUACGCCGAAAUUAAAAUCAAGAGGUCUACAUCGAAGCGAUGUUGCUGAAGGUUGGUCCAUACCGGUUCCGAUCGGUGCUGAUCGUGCAGUAGCUCUUCGUACACAGCACUUCUUACAUAACAAAUAUAAAAUUAGACCUGCACAAGUUCAAUUUUAUACUACAAUUAAGACUUUCUAUGAAUUGCUGAUGAUAACCAUUUUUGGUAUAAUCUUAUUAAUUAUGUCUCGCAUAUCAUGCGGACGUAAUUUGCUUCUAAAACAUCCUGCUCUAUUUACAAACGGUUGUAUAAGUCGCGAGAUUCCGAAUAUGGAAAAGCACAAAUCAAUCUGCUUUGACAUGACGAUCGUGGCUCGCGGAUGGACUGAAAAGUUGGCUAAAUCUACUGGCAAAUACACGGAUCCACCUAAUAAGAAAGUAAUCACCAAAGUUUCUGGCAAGUCUCUCGCAUAUGAAAUGACCAGCGUCGUAGUGCUUUUAUCAGCUAUAACAAUUCUUAACGAAAAAGACAAGAUACUUGAUAACGGAGGAGUACUUACUCCCGGUGCUGCUUUCGGUAAAACAUCUCUGAUCGAGCAAAUGAUUAAACACAACAUUAAAUUCGAAGUGAUAUCUACCGAUGUGCGAAGUAAUCUAUAGAAUUACAACAAUUCUCUAUACAGUUUCUAUUCAUAAUAUUUUCUUUCUUCAUAAUUAUGUUCGAUUUUGAUAUUAACAAUUUUGUAAUUUUGAGUAGAGCUACGCUCUAUGCACAUAUAUAUUUCAGGUUAUUGGUAUUUAUGAUAUUUCAAAAGAAAUGUUUAUAAGA
Molecule: messenger RNA, 2116 nt
Organism: Solenopsis invicta (red fire ant)
Lineage: Eukaryota; Metazoa; Arthropoda; Insecta; Hymenoptera; Formicidae
Product: saccharopine dehydrogenase-like oxidoreductase
Exons: 8
Coding region: 661-1947 (428 amino acids)
Biological process (GO): glycolipid biosynthetic process
Cellular component (GO): lipid droplet; plasma membrane; mitochondrion
Source: RefSeq, a predicted model, not a curated record